This is a messenger RNA of Sphaeroforma arctica JP610, 810 nucleotides long. RefSeq lists its product as hypothetical. Gene Ontology annotation, molecular function: protein-glutamine gamma-glutamyltransferase activity. The record is from RefSeq and is a predicted model, not a curated record. The transcript has 5 exons. Gene Ontology annotation, biological process: peptide cross-linking. Bases 1 to 810 code for a protein of 269 amino acids. Lineage: Eukaryota; Ichthyosporea; Ichthyophonida.
AUGCUCGCGUGUACUUGUAUUCUCUCACUGCCUUGCCAGACAAUUGAGUUCGGAUUCCAGCCAGAAGAGGUCAAGCAGACUCCGGUCGUUGAGACGAAACUCCUUGCAAACAGCGGGGCGAAUGGGCACUCGUAUAAUCUCGAGGUGAAAGCAACUGCGGAUGGUCCAAUCGGGAAGUUUGAUAAGGCGACCGUCUACAUCACCAAUUCACAGAUUCAGAAUGCGUCGAAUCCAUUUUAUCUGUCGGGCCCAAUCUACGUGAUCUUUAAUCCGUACAACAAAGCGGAUGAAACAUACUGCCCACAUGAGGACAUGCGCCGUGAGCUACUAGAGUACGAAUACGGUCGCAUCUACAAUGGAUGGGCGCACGACUACUUUGACUACCUGUGGUACUUCGCCCAAUUCGACCAAAGCACUCUCGAUAGUGCCUUCUACCUACUGAGUUUGCCAGAGAUGGACCAGCGUAAGAUCAAUAGUGCAAGCGACAUUGCUACGUUUGUCUCCACCAACCUUGGGUGGUACUGGAAAAACGAUACCGACCACUCUCAGGGCAUUGUAGGAAUUGAGAAGGGGUUGGUGCAGGGCAGGUGGUCCGAUGAUCUUCGAGACUAUCCUAAUGGCACUGAUCCGGAAGCAUGGACUAGUACCUUGGAAAUCAUCAACGAAUGGAAGGUGCGAUCUGGUUGCCACAUACAUUUGAGCUUACUAAGUCAAACCUGUUUCAAUGCUUAUGCAUUCAUUUAUCGUGAUGUGUUGCGUGUAUUAAUGAGUUCGAUUCGCAUUCUGUCUCUCCGCAAGCAAGGAAAGUGA